GGGGGUUCCAUUUGUUCGUAACAGAGACCCUCAUUCUCCAUCUCCCCCCACUUUCCCUUCUGUAUCUUCAAUCGACUUUCCACCCAUUUUCACGAAUUUCAAAUCUUUUUCAAUUUCUCUUCCCAUUUUUCACAGAUUUUAACUUCCCCUGAUGUCUGUGCCACUCGAACAUGAUUAUAUAGGCUUAUCAGAAGCUUCCUCAAUGGGAAAAGCCUCUGAAUCUUCCAAUUUUUCAUCUGAAAGUGAUAAGAACAAUGUUCUUAACCUCAAAGCCACUGAAUUGAGACUUGGGUUGCCUGGAUUAGGUCAGUAUUUGGAAGAAAACCCCUCGAAGAACAGCCCCACGAAGAAUGUUGUUUCUAGAGCUAAAAGAGGGUUUUCUGAUGUUAAUUUUGAUGGUUCUGCUAAAUGGGAUUUCAAUGGCGGACCUGAAGGUGAUUUGGGGAAAGGUUCUUCUUCUUCUUCUUCUUCUAAUACUACUUCUGUUCUGUUUAAGAUAAAUGCUGGUUUAGAGAGCAAGCAAACACAGCAAUCAAUUCCUAUUCCUGUUGAAGAGAAGAAGAAAGCUUCUGUUACUAGUGAAAAUGGCAGAGCUCCUCCUGCUUCCAAAGCUCAGGUGGUAGGAUGGCCACCGAUUCGAUCUUUUCGGAAGAACACCAUGGCUUCCAAUUUGUCAAAGAAUGAGGAUGUAGCCAAAGGCAAUUCAGGAUGUGGGGUGUGUCUUUAUGUGAAGGUUAGUAUGGAUGGUGCUCCAUAUCUAAGAAAGGUUGAUCUCAAGACUUGCAACAACUAUACGCAACUCUCAAAGGCUGUCCAGAAAUUGUUCACCUGCUUUACCCUCGGUCAAUGUACUUCUAAUGGGCUACGAGGGCAGGAAGGGCUUAGUGAAAGUAACUUGAAGGAUCUUUUACAUCGCGAUGAAUGUGUACUGACGUAUGAAGACAAGGAUGGUGAUUGGAUGCUCGUUGGUGAUGUUCCAUGGGGGAUGUUUGUAGACUCGUGCAAGCGAUUAAGGAUCAUGAAAGGGUCGGAAGCAAUCGGACUAGCUCCAAGGUCAAUGGAGAAGUGCAAGAACCAAAUAAGAGACAUCUGAUGGACACACCAAAAGGGUCUUCAAUUUUUUUUUUUUUUUUUUUAAUUUCUAGUAAUUUUUCGAUUUUCUUUAGAUGUCUGAAUCUUUUCUUGUGGGCAAGUCAUAUCUGGAAAGGGAACAUCUUUCAGAUGUUUGGGUUUCCUGUUGCGUACUUAAUGUAUCGCGAGUGUUCUAAAAAGCUCGUUGCAACAGCCAUUGUGGCUCAGGGGCUUGUGUUUGAUGCUACGUUAAGCCUGUGGCAUAUGCCAUUUAGAACCUUGUGUAUUGCCUACAAUUUCUAAUGUAAAUGGUCUUGUUUCAUGUUUCA
Molecule: messenger RNA, 1400 nt
Organism: Cynara cardunculus var. scolymus (artichoke)
Lineage: Eukaryota; Viridiplantae; Streptophyta; Magnoliopsida; Asterales; Asteraceae
Product: auxin-responsive protein IAA27-like
Exons: 5
Coding region: 152-1093 (313 amino acids)
Biological process (GO): regulation of DNA-templated transcription
Cellular component (GO): nucleus
Molecular function (GO): protein binding
Source: RefSeq, a predicted model, not a curated record